This is a messenger RNA of Stylonychia lemnae, 2844 nucleotides long. The record is from the annotation of a GenBank genome assembly. Lineage: Eukaryota; Ciliophora; Spirotrichea; Sporadotrichida; Oxytrichidae.
AUGUCGUAAUUCAGAGGUCGAGGUGGAUUUAGAGGGAGAGGUGGUUUCGGUUCAAAUUCAUCAGCUGGGGGAGCUAAGAAGAAAUUUUUUAAGUGCCCUAAAAUGGCAGCUAACUAACUCAAUCAAUACUAUUUGGAAUUAUUUGUUAAACUAAAAAAAGAUGCUGAUCUUCGCUAGAUCAGUCAUAUCUCAAUGUCCUACAAGAGAAUUAUCGGGGCUCUAGCUAAAUACCCUAUGCCAGUUCUAUGUGCAUAAUAAACUACUUAGCUUGAGGGUGUGGGGGAUACUCUUGCUUAAAGGUUUUAGAAAAUGAUUGAGGAUAGAGAAAAAGAGUUUGAAAAUGGUUUGUUUCAAAUUGAAUUAUUGAAAGGCUAAAAGAAAAGUAUAAGUGAAGAUGCCAGAAAAUUCGCUGGCUUUACAAUAGAGAUAAGUGAACUGAAUAAUAUAAGUGCAAUGAAUCUAAAAGAUUAUUUAAUCAAGAAGGAUAGAUAGAUAUUCAGGAAAAAUAAUGGUCUUGACGACGAAGAUGAGGUUAGUGAUUCUAAGAAGCGUAAAUUUAAUGAGAUUAGUAACGAAGAGGGCAAAAAAGAAGCAUCGAGUGGUGGAGGAAAGAAAGGCAAAGGAUAAGCAGGUAAUACCUCGGCCUUUUUAGAUGUAGGAUCUGUUUCGUGGUCUAUGCUUAUUGCUAUUUACAUACUCACUCUCCAUGAUGAUAGAAAAACAUUCUAUAUCACAUUGGAUAGCAUAAAAGAGAUGCUCGAAGUGCUCAAGAAUGAGUUCAGUGAUUUUAUACCCUUUGAAAAUGAGAAAUUACUUAUGGAUCAAUUCGCUAUUGGUGAUCUAAUUAAGUUCAAAGAGAAUUAAUUCAUUGAUGUGAUUGAUCAAAAUAAUGCCAUUUCUAACAAAGAUGCUGAUAUUUGGAGAUUUAAGAUGACUGAUAAAGGCAAGAAUAGAGCUAAUAACUUGUGCAAAAGUGUUGGACUCUAAAUUCAACUUGAAACAGACUUAGAAAAUCCUACAAAAAAUAAGAUUACUAUAAAUAUGUAUGACAAAGACCUUAUGCAAGUGGUUGACUAGCUAUAUCUAAGAGAUGGAACUUAGGUUCAGCAGAUGAAAUAGGAAAGCGGAGGAAUACUUGGAAGAAAUGAGAUUUUCUAACCAUUUAUUACAUAGAUUGAAAAAGAAAUAGAUGGACUGCUUUUCGAACUUUGUACUGGCAAUAGCAAUAAUAGAGAAGUUUUGAACGCAUAAUAAAAGAAAGAGGAGCAGCAAAUGAGCAUGAUAAUGAGUUAAAUGUUCAAUAAUAAGUAUUAAGAUUUAGAAGAUGAGGAGGAUGAGGAUGAUAGAGUAGAAGAAUUGCAUGGCGUGGGUGGAGAUGAUAUAAUUAUGGACGAUUAACCAUUCACAAUAGAGUCUCUAGCAACUGUUUAGCUAUAAAGUGAUUUAAUGAACUUGAUGAGUUCUCCUAAAAAGGAUGAAUAGGUUUAGAGGUCAAAUGUCUCUAUAAAUAAAUAAGAAAGAAAAUUAAAGCAAGAAUAAAAAUAAAUAAUCAAAUAGAUCAAUCGACUGGAUGAUAUGUCAAGUGAGGUUUUACUGUUUGUUGAUAAUAGAGAAAAGAAAUCUUAAGCUUAGGGUAAUUAUUUGCAUGAAAGGCUUACCAAAACAGGGGUAAAUUGCGAACUUAAAGCUCUACCCUUAGGAGAUUUUAUCUGGGUCCUUAGAGUAAGACAGUAAGCACCAGUUGAAGAAUGCAUUGAAGAUGAUGAGCCAGAUGAAAGAACACAAUCAGCGAUGGUAUCAAAAUCCAGAAAGGCUAAGUAAAAAGCAGGCUAAGUCACUAAGAAAACAAAAAAGAAAGCUGGAGUUUUUAGAGAGUAUAUUGAUUACGUCCUUGACUUCAUUUGCGAGAGAAAAACUGCUGAUGAUCUAGCAGCCUCUAUACUAGAUGGUAGGUAUGAAGAGCAAAAGUGUAGAUUGAAAAAUAGUAACAUUAAUAAUGUGAUAUAUUUGGUCGAAGGAAAGCCAGGUUAAUAUUGCAAAAUCCCUUAAACAGUUCUUAAUAAGGCUUAGAUUCAUACCUAGAUAUUUCAUGGCUUUAAUGUUCUAAGAUUAGAUACUAUUCAAGAGACUUUGAAGUGGCUGACUGAUAUGACUAGGGAAAUCAAGAGUAAGAUUGAUGUUUUAAAGCAGACUUAGAAAAACUUUGAGCUAAAUAUUAUUGAUAAUCUAAUCGAUUUUAAGCAUUUUGCUCUUGAAAGCGGGAAAAACUCAAACUUAAAUGUACAGUAGAUAUUCUCUAGAUAACUGAGAACUAUAAAGGGAUUAGGAACAGAUCACGUGUCUACAAUAUCCAGAGUCUUCAAAACACCUCGUAUUUUAUAUGAAAGUUUCGGCAAAUGCAGAGAUGAGAAAUAAUGCUUGAAUCUGUUUAAUUCUGGGAAAAUGGAACUAAUGAGGAACGAAUAAAUGUACAGAUAAGCUAUCAAUUAAGAAAACACUUUGAUUCCAGGUGAUGAGGCUAAUCCAAGUAUUCCUAAGAAAAUAGAGGAUACAGAUAGAAUAGAUCUCUAAAAUGUCAUAAAUGCCGCAGAUCAACGGUUAUUCCCCAAGGUAUUGAGGCAAUUUGAGAAGGACUUCGGGGUUAAAAUGCGUAAGAUUAAUAAAAAUUAGAGCUAAAACCUUUGGGAGUUCUUUUGCAAAACAAAUUAUAAGAGACUAAGCAUUAGUGGACCAAAUCGUAAUAAUUACGAUGAGUUCAUGGAGGAUAAUGAUAAUAAUAAUGAUCAUUAGGAAUUUGAAGAUGACUAUGAUUAGAAUUAAGAAUAAGUAUUGUAAUUCGAGUGA